AUGGCCUGUCUUAAACUUGUUGUGUUGAGUGACCCGGGAGCCAAGUCACGCUGGCCUGUCACCAGCGGCCUUGGCUUGGCUGACAGUCCUCCACCCCAGAACCCGUCUGGGCUUCGCAUCCCUCCCUAUCCAACAACACCCGGCACCCAACUCGCCCACCAGGACCGCCAUCUCCGCAGACUGGUUAUUCCCACGAAACUUUGCCACCUCCUCAGGGCCGCCAAGUGCUUCACCCUGCGCUUCAGUCACAAGACUUGUCUGGUCUUGCUUGCCUCGCCGAAUUUGUCUGGUGCUGUUGCUCUCCCUUCGGCGUUAGCCCAUUCAACCCCCCCUCCACCACCUCCGCCGCCACCACCACCCGCGCCGUCACUAUCCUCCCAGCGAUAUACUAGAGCUACAAGUGCUUUUGCCCGGUUCGCACACCCUUUCAUUUAUGGCUCAAGGCCACCAAGCCCUCAGCCAACUGCUCCGCAGGAGGCGCUAGUUGUUAUACAUCCUCUACAUCCUACAGCGCGGCCUAGUCCGUCACAAAUAGUCACACUUAACACCAACGUUCAUAUUGCUGCCCUUGACAUUUCGCCCCAACAAACACAUGCCGUUGUCGCCGGGCGUGGGAUCCUCAAGACUAUCCGAGUAACUCCCUACAGUUGCGAGGAAGAAUUUGACCUGCGCGAGGCUAUUUUAUCAUAUCAUUCGAAUCGCCAAGUUUCAGCGGGCACCUUAUCUGCAAAACACAAGGACCAGCUUGCCGCGAAGGAUGUGAAGUGGUCUCAUGGUGAAUAUGACCGCAUAAUUGCUACAGCCGCUGCCAACGGACGCAUAGUUCUCUAUGACUUAAAAAGGCCAGGACUCGAAUUGGGCCGGCUCCAAGAACAUAAUCGCCAAGUUCACAAGUUAGCAUUCAACCCUCAUCGCGGGGCGUGGCUUCUGUCUGGUAGUCAGGAUGCGACUAUCCGGAUGUGGGAUCUGCGAAUGGUGUCGGGCGAGAGAGGGGCGAUGAGUUUUGGUAGUAAAUUUAGGUUCAAUGGCCAUAGUGAGGCUGUCAGAGAUAUUAAGUGGUCGCCGGUUGAUGGCGUUGAAUUUGCGACUGCUACAGAUAGCGGCGCUAUCCACCGCUGGGAUGUUCGAAAGGAUAAUGCCCCGCUAAUGAAGAUUAAUGCCCACGAAAAAGCCUGCUUUUCGAUCGACUGGCACCCGCACGGGAAACAUGUUGUAAGUGGCGGCACUGAUAAACAAAUUAAGGUAUGGGACUUUUCAACAACAGAUCGGAGACAGAAGCCAUCCUUCCAGUUUCGCGCUCCACAAGCUCUUCAUAAUGUACGAUGGCGGCCCCCUUCAUGGGCUUUGGAGAAUCAAGAAGUCGCAAACUGGCAGUCUACACAAAUCGUCACGUCUUAUGACCACGAGGAUCCUCGAAUUCAUAUAUGGGAUUUACGCAGACCUCAUAUCCCAUUUAAAGAGAUCGAUCGCUAUAAUCGUCCUCCCACUGAUCUGUUGUGGCAUUCAAGUGAGCUAUUAUGGACAGUGGACGGCGAUGGCACUUUUACCCAAACGGACAUUAAAUUUGCACCCCAAGUGAUAUCGCGCAGGAAACCUUGUGCUGUAGCAUGGAGCCCAAAUGGCGACAUUAUCACUGUGAACCACAAACGCCCGUCAAGGCGGGGGUUGAACAUGAAUUUAAGCCCGGCGGAAUUCCUAGGCCUCAAGACAGGAAAAACAAGUAGUAGCGAAAAAGGGACUACCAGCCUCAGCUUGACAGAUGAUGGCCUGGACGAAUCUGCGCUUUCGUCGCUAAGAAAAAGAACCAACAAAACUGCUUCCUCUAGAGGCUCUAAGUCAUUGAGCGGAACCCCCCCGAUGUCAGAAGACGGUCCUACUGUUAUUUCUCUUGAGAAAGCCAUUGCACAUAGCGGUGUGUUUGAGCCGAGUCAGAUUGGAGCUAUUGGUAACGUUUCCGGUGCAACGUUUGACCCGGAAACCUUUAGAUAUCUCGCUAAGCACUAUUCGUCUCUAAUGGGGAGUUCGGACUGCAAAAAAUCGUCGUCUAGCUUGUUGGAAAGCGUGCAGAUGAGUUUUGAUAACAAUGCAGAAUGCGCGGAGGAUGUCUCGUUAUACACGCUGGCUCAAACGUGGAGGAUAAUUCAAUAUGCUGUUGUCCAUGAGUUAAAGGCUAGGGCAGAGCAUCGUGCGUCUGCCCAGGAGAAUAAAAUCGAGAGCAUAAAAGAGAGCACAAAACCGAAAAUAUCAGAAAAUGAAAAUUCUCUUGACAAAUCGCAAACUUUGGAAGAACCUAUUCCUGACAAGCUUAAAAGCCGCCUGUUCAAAGGCGUGAUGGAGGCAGAGGGGACUCCCCGUGCACCGACAGACCAUGAAAGCACGUCGAACAUGACGACUCCUCUCGCUAAGCCGUUACCUGACUCUCCUCGUGUCGAGGAAAGCAACGGCGACAGAUACCAGGGUUCAGAUUCAGAGCAUGAGUUAGAAAACAUCCAACUACUACCGCCAUCAGUGUUAAGCUCCAAUGGAGGGGAAGCUUCCCAACGGAGACCGUCGCAAGAUGGCUCGGGCGUUGAAAUAGAAUCAUUUAUUAAUAAUGAGCCGCGUCGGCCUAGGGCGCAAGGGUCGCCCAGGAGCUUGUCACCAGAUCGUUUGUCCAGGCGAGACUUGAACCUUAUAGACUUAUUCAGCGAAUGUCGAUCCGCACCUCGUGCUAUUGCUGGCAGAGCAAACUGGCGUUUGCACGACCUCCGCGCCUAUGAAAAUCGUGACUUUGAAGAGGAAGAUUAUGACCAAAAGGUCGAGGAGAAAAGGGCAGCUCUGAGGGAUUACAAAACCUUCCCAAAGAAGUUCUGUCGCUUGACACUCCUUCACAUGAGCAUCUUAUCAAAGCUCGUCUGCCCAUUUCUUACACGCGUCAUGAUUCCGCAGACAGCUUUCUAA
Messenger RNA from Histoplasma mississippiense, 2940 nucleotides. RefSeq lists its product as hypothetical. Gene Ontology annotation, biological process: positive regulation of TOR signaling. Bases 1 to 2940 code for a protein of 979 amino acids. NCBI's taxonomy places the organism in Eukaryota, Fungi, Ascomycota, Eurotiomycetes, Onygenales, Ajellomycetaceae. The record is from RefSeq and is a predicted model, not a curated record. Gene Ontology annotation, molecular function: protein binding. The transcript is spliced from 4 exons.